CAAUUCAGAGGCUGCUGCCUGCCUAGGAGGUUGUAGAAAGCUCUGUAGAUUCUCUCUGUGUGUCCUACAGGGCUCCUCGGGCCAGAUCCCUGACUGAUGGCUUUUAUGAAAAAAUAUCUGCUCCCCAUUCUGAUGCUCUUCCUGGCCUACUACUACUAUUCCGAAAAUGAGGAGUUCAGACCAGAAAUGCUUCAAGGAAAGAAAGUGAUUGUCACAGGGGCCAGCAAAGGGAUUGGAAGAGAAAUGGCUUAUCAUCUGGCAAAGAUGGGAGCCCAUCUGGUGGUGACAGCAAGGUCAAAAGAAGGUCUACAGAAGGUAGUAUCCCGCUGCCUGGAACUUGGGGCAGCCUCAGCACACUACAUUGCUGGCACGAUGGAAGACUUCAGUUUCACAGAGCAAUUUGUUGCCAAAGCAGGAAAGCUCAUGGGGGGACUAGACAUGCUCAUCCUCAACCACAUCACCAACUCUUCUUUGACUCCUUUUCGUGAUGAUAUCCCCCUUGUGCGCAGAAACAUGGAAGUCAACUUCCUCAGUUAUGUGGCCCUGACUGUAGCUGCCUUGCCCAUGCUGAAGCAAAGCAAUGGAAGCAUUGCUGUCAUCUCCUCGAUGGCUGGUGAGUGUGACAGGGACCAGUGUGGAAG
Molecule: messenger RNA, 641 nt
Organism: Castor canadensis (American beaver)
Lineage: Eukaryota; Metazoa; Chordata; Mammalia; Rodentia; Castoridae
Gene: Hsd11b1
Product: hydroxysteroid 11-beta dehydrogenase 1
Biological process (GO): steroid catabolic process
Cellular component (GO): endoplasmic reticulum membrane; intracellular membrane-bounded organelle
Molecular function (GO): steroid binding; 11-beta-hydroxysteroid dehydrogenase (NADP+) activity
Source: RefSeq, a predicted model, not a curated record